UUAUUCUUAAUGCAUACGUACCCACUUAUUUACAUAUGCGUGUUAAUUACAUUUUCUAUAACCUAAAUUAUAUAUAUAUAUAUAUAUAUAUAAAGUUCUGGAAUAUAAUAAUAUGUGUGAAAAUGUAUAAAAUUGAAGAUUUUAACGAUUAAUCAUUGAUUUUUUAAAAUUUUAUUUAAAUUCGAUUGCCAAUCAAACUGUGAAGUAUAGUUAAUGUUCAUUUCAGAGCAAUAUUAAAUAUUCCUUUCAUCGAACCAUCUUAUUAUAGAUUACUUCACGGAUAAAAUGUGCGUCCAAGGCUGUCUCAUUAUAUGUUAGUAGUGAUGUGGAACUGCAAUAGUAAAAUUAUGACGAAAAUGAAUUUGUUUAUUAAAAUAUUAUUUUUAGUUAUUGCAAUAAUAUUUAGUGCAAUACCACAAUGUUCCUCAGUUUUAUCAGACAAACGACUAUGCUAUGAUCCUAACUGUUCCGAACCUAUUUCAUUAGCUAGAACAACAAUUAAAUAUAUUCCAAAUGAAUUGGGAUUAUUAUCGUUUAAUGUUAAUGAAAAAGUCACAGUUUAUAGUAAAGAAGCAGGCAAGAGAAAAGAUUUGUGGGGUGUAGAGAUAAAUGGCAAACAUGGAUAUGUAUCAAAGUCAUUUAUAAAAGAAUAUAAAGUUUUACAUAAGGAUUUACAAUAUGAAGUGUCUAUUGAUCCAUUAUUUAAUAAUAAUGUUUCAUCUAAUAAUAAACUUCAGCCUAAACAAAGAAAAAAUAAAUCAGUAUUUGAUAAAAAGGAUAUUAAACAAAUUGACAAUUUAGAUUUGAAAUCCACAAAAGAACUGCCACAGAAUGAAAUUGGUGUAACUCCAUCUUAUCAGAUUAUUGAUGGAACUACAGUUCACUUAAAUCAUAAUGAACCUUCUAUAGAACCAACUCUUAUAAAAGAUAUCAUACAAGCAACAGUAGUGCCAAAUAAACAAAAUACUAUUGAUGAAACAUUAAUGAGCACAAAAGAUAAAUUAGAAAGUAAGGAAAAAAUUGUUGAAGUUGAUAUUAAAGAUUUUGUGAUAAGUUCAGAAAAAAUAUUAGAUUUACCAGAUCUAAUACACAGUUCACCAUUAAAUAUAAGUGCAAUUUCUGAUAAAAUAGAAUAUGCAACAGAGAAUGAAAAUGAGUCAUUUACUGAUGAAAAAGAUCAAUCAUUAAAAAAAAAUGAUGAUACUAAUGAUUUACAAAUAUCUAUAUCUGAUAUUUCUAAAGAAACAUUAAAUAUUAAAGGUGAAGAAAUAGUUGAAUUAAUUAAAAAAGAUAAUAUCAAUUCCAAUGAAGUAAUUGAAAAUAUUGAUACCAAACUACAUAUACAAAAUAUAGAAAAUACUGAUCAAAUUAAAGAACCAGAUAUUUUAUCAUCAGCCAGUCAUAUAAAAACAGAUUUACAAAAUGCAAAAAAUUCUAAUGAAAUUGAUGUAAAAGAUAAUCAAGCCUUAGAAAAUAUUAUAAAUGAAACUAAAUUAGAAGUACAGAAUGCAGAAAUAAAAAAUAUUCAAGCUUCACAAGAUGAUACAAUUGCAACUAGUGACAUUAAGGUAGAUAUACAAAAUAUGGAAAAUUCUUAUAAAAUUGAAAUAAAAGAUCUUCAGUCUCCAGAAAGUAUUAUAGCAACAUCUAAUGAUAUUACAUCAAACAUACAAAGUAUAGAAAAAUCUAAUGAAUUUGAAAUUAAAGAUAUCCAGUUUUUACAAAAUGUUACAAUAAAUACAAUCAGUGAUAUUAAAUCAGAUGAACAAAAUGUAGAAAGUUCUCCUGAAAUUGAGACAAAAGAUAUUCAGUCUUCAGAAAAUCUUGUAAUUACAACUAAUGAAAUUAAAUCAAAUAUAUCAAAUAUUGAAAAUUCUGAUGGAAUUGAAAUAAAUAAUAAUACAUUAUUAGAAGAUAUCACAAUUAAUACAAAAAAUAUGCAAUAUUUUGAAAAUGUCAUUCAAUCAAAUACAGAUCAAGAUAAUAUAAAAAAGGAAGAAGAAGUACAUACAAGUAUUGAAAAUUUAAAUAAAUAUGAUAAUGAUCAAGAUUUAUCAUUAUUAUUUCUCACUCAAAAUAUAAAAGAUAAAAUGUCAGUAAUAUCAUCUGCUGAGAAUAUUGAAACAGAAAAUAUUGAACAUAAAGAAGCAAUAUCAAAAAUUGAAUCUAAUUCAAAAAAAAUUGUUGAUAUUGAAGAUACUAUGCUAAUAAAAGAAACAAGUUCAGAUAAAUAUGAUUUAAGAAAUGAGGAUAUUUUAUCUGUAACUAAAGAAACAUCUGAAAAUAUUUUUCAUGAAAUAGAAGUUACACCUCCUAAUGUUUGUAUAGCUGAUAAUGUUGAAUGUUCUUCAGAAGAUGUUCAAAAAUAUUAUUCACAUCAUGAACAAAUUUCUCAAAAUGAUGAAAAUGCUAUAAUAAGUGGAAUACAGAUUGAAAGCAAUCAUUGGUUAACACUAAUGUAUUUAAGUGUCACUGCUAUUGCAACACUUAUAUUUUCCUUAGGGUACUAUUGCAUUGAGAAUAUGAGGAGUGAUAAACGACUGAUAGCUAGAAUCAACAAACUUGAAAAAGAUUUACUUAUUUCAGAAGCAGAAUGUACAAUGGUGAAUGAAAAUCUAAAAUCAACAAAAGAAAAGUUAAGCCGUAUGGAAGAUGAAUCAUUUGGAUCUGAUGAAAUGGUAAUUUCUUUAAGAGCUGAUUUAAAAGCUUCACAGAAUGCAAAAGCAGAAUUAGAAGAUCAAGUAGCUAUGUUAGAGAAAGAUCUAGAAAGUGCUACUGAAGCUGGAUUAGAAUUAGAAAAAAUGUUGCGAGAAGUUCUUUCAUCGAAUAAUGAAGUUAAUCCUUUAGCUCAAUCAGUAGAAGACUUACAAACCAGAUUGAAUGCUCAACAAGCUGCAAACGAAUCUUUAACGAAUGCUUUAAAUCUUAAAACUCAAGAGCUUGAAUUCGAUAAACUUGAGAACGAAUCUUUAUCAACAGAGCUUGCAUUUAUUAAAAAAAAAUAUGAAGAAUUUGAAGUUGAAUUUACUAGAGUUACAGAAAAUUUAAAAUUGGAAAUCAACAGUAAAAACAUUGCCGAACAAACGUUGAUCGAUAAGGUGCAACAAUUAGAAAUGCGACUCAAAGAAAUUUCUAUUGAAAAAGCAACUUUAGAAAAAGAAUUGAAAGGUAAAGAAGUAGAAAUAAAAGAUCUCGUAGAUGUUAUUAAUCGAUUGAAUUCUAAUAACUUGGAUUUAGACAAGUUAUAUGAUGUAUCACAUAUUAAAGCAGAGGCAAAAACAUUGUUUGAAGAAAGAAAUGAAUUAAAAAUACGAUUAGCUGAGAUUGAAGGAGUUCAUAAUUUAUUAGAAGAACAUGUAAAGGUCGUUAAAGAAGAAAUGGCAACUUUGACUGAACAAUGCAAAAUAGCAGAAAAAGAAAAGAAAGAUGCAGAAACACGACUAGAAGUAUUGACAAAUUUUUUCGAAGAAAAAGAGGCACAACGCCAAAAAGAAGAAGCUAUUUGGUUGCAACAACAGGGUGAAGUUGUAUCCACUGUAGAACGAAUACAAACAAUGCAAAAUGAAAUACAAAAUUAUAAACAACAAGUAGAAGUAUUGAAACGUGAAAUAUUAGAUCAAGAAAGAGAAUAUAAAAAUCAAAUUUCUUUGCUUGAAACAAAGGCACAUGAACAAUGGGUUGUAGCCCGUCAAGUUGAACGUCGUUUAGAAGAAUCUAAAGUUGAAGCAGGACAAUUACGUAAUCGUCUUACUUUAAUAGAAAAGAAUAUAAAUGAUGUAGAUCCUGAAGUAAAAUUGCAUCGACUGGAAGCAAAUGGAGAGAUGACAACGUCACCUCCAUUAUAUCUAGGAGCAGAAUCAUCCAGUUCUCCUAUAAUGUUUUCUGGUUCUUCGGGUGUUCCGCCACCGCCACCACCUUCUUAUUUACAUUCACUGUUUCCACCAUAUUUACCACCUCCAUUACCAAAUGCAUCCGGUGUACCACCAUACGAAGUUAGCCAACGACCACCACCAUUGGGUGGUCGUUUAUCUUCACCUCCACCUAUGCCUUUACAUCCUCCUACUUCCAAUAGGUAUGAUAAUGCUGGUUCCCCACCACCAAUGUCUCCACACAUACUUCCACCUUUUGAUCAUAGAUCACCUCCUCCACCUCCUCCUGCUUCAAUAUUACCACUACCCCUUGGAACGUCGCAUUCAUGGGGGGAAGAAUCACUGCCGCCUCCACGCAAUUCUGGCUUCCAUCCAACACAACGAGAACGAGUUCGAAAUCACAAAGGUUCCUUACAUUCUUCAGGAGAAUCACUAGACAAGUCACACCAUAACAGCAAAGUUUGAAACUUCUAUUUUGUUAUAAAAUAAUUCGUAUGUGCGUUCAACUUGUCAUUAGUAAUUGAGAUAUUCAUUAAUAAAAAAAUUCAAUAAACAAAUAACAGUGAUGCAGAACAUAUUAAUGCUAAUAGAUCGAGCAUUUAUUACUUCAUGAGAAAAAAUCAUGCAUUUUGAUAUGAUAUUUGUUGUGAUAAACAUAUAAUUAGUUUAUUAUAAAAAAAAUAUUUGUUAAUCAUCACUGAUAUUUAAAAAAAAAAAGAAGCAAAUUGUAUAUACGUUUAAUUAUUUCUUAGGAUGUAUUGAAAUAUACAAAUAGACAAAAUUGUAAAAAAAUUUCUUUAUAUAGUUAUAUAUAAUUCUUUAAUCAAAUUGAAAAAAUUAAAUCGUCUUUGUAAAUCAUUCAAACGGGAAAUAAAUUGUAAUAUGAAUUUAGAUUAAAUAAUUGUUAUAUAAAAUUUUAAAAAAUUGAAAUAAAUUGUAAUUUAUAUUA
Apis dorsata (giant honeybee) is the source of this 4818-nucleotide messenger RNA. It is a transcript of the gene Tango1, whose product is annotated as transport and Golgi organization protein 1. NCBI's taxonomy places the organism in Eukaryota, Metazoa, Arthropoda, Insecta, Hymenoptera, Apidae. Gene Ontology annotation, cellular component: endoplasmic reticulum exit site; endoplasmic reticulum membrane. The transcript has 17 exons. Bases 312 to 4334 code for a protein of 1340 amino acids. Gene Ontology annotation, biological process: protein secretion; vesicle cargo loading; endoplasmic reticulum to Golgi vesicle-mediated transport. The record is from RefSeq and is a predicted model, not a curated record. Gene Ontology annotation, molecular function: protein binding.